AUGGAUUCCUUGGCGGAAGAAGAGCAAACGUCGCCCAUGAAAAAGCAGAAGAAGGUCGAUGAGGAAGAGGAAAUAUUCAGUGAUACACACGUGCCUGAAUUGGGUUGUAAACCCCAGUGGGAUGUGGACAGCUACGAUGGUUGCGAGUACGAAUCAGAUCCGGAUGAUAGCAAAUUGUUCUCUGACGAUGAAGAGUAUGAGAAGUACCGUCUCGAAAGACGCAGGGCUUUCGAUAGUAAGGGUUUUAUUUAUGAACCUCUGAGCGGAAACUAUCCAAUUAAAGAUCUCGAUGCAUUAGUGUAUAACAACGUGACUAUUCGGGAGUUGAUGACAGAUCUUGCAAACUUGUGUGUUAAGAAACUCAACGAGACUAAGGAAAAGACCGUUGAAUUGGUUGAUAUUGUUAGAGUUAUUGUACUUGGUGGAGGUACCCGAAAAGCUUACAUAACGUUUAUGGCUCGUGAAUCUCUAAAUGGACCUCUUGUCGAGUACCAAGCCAAAGUGGUUACCUAUGCAAAUGACUUGAAACCUCCCUUUCCUAUCCUCUGCAGACCAAGUUCUAUACCCUCAAUCUAG
Messenger RNA from Eruca vesicaria subsp. sativa (arugula), 576 nucleotides. Lineage: Eukaryota; Viridiplantae; Streptophyta; Magnoliopsida; Brassicales; Brassicaceae. The record is from the annotation of a GenBank genome assembly.